Messenger RNA from Micropterus salmoides (largemouth bass), 5118 nucleotides. RefSeq names its product transcriptional repressor scratch 1-like. Gene Ontology annotation, biological process: regulation of DNA-templated transcription. Bases 1108 to 2007 code for a protein of 299 amino acids. Gene Ontology annotation, molecular function: RNA polymerase II cis-regulatory region sequence-specific DNA binding; DNA-binding transcription factor activity, RNA polymerase II-specific. The transcript has 2 exons. The record is from RefSeq and is a predicted model, not a curated record. NCBI's taxonomy places the organism in Eukaryota, Metazoa, Chordata, Actinopteri, Centrarchiformes, Centrarchidae.
GCGCCGAAGAGAGAAGAAGGGAGAGACCGAGUGGCGGAGAGGAGAAGAGAGUGAAAGAGAGAGUUAGCGACACUGAGAUGAGCUGUUCUGGUCUUCCAACUGCAGUUUGAAAGAAAACAAACAUUAUUUUAGCAAUAUUUUUAAGGAGUUGUGACGACGUUUGGUUUAGUUUGUUUUGUGAAAAGCUGAAGUCUUGUUCUCGAGACGUUUUCUGGACUCAGCGAACCCCUUUGAACCCGUUAACCUUCGUUUCUCUCCGACCGUUACGACUCCGUACCUUUCCACGUCCUUUUGAAGGCACCGGUAGGCUUACAUCUAAAGGUUUGUUUUCGACAAAAAUCCACAUCGGGUUGACUCACCUACAGGGGAAUUUCCACCGGUGUGUGUUUCGCUCCGAGCUGAGCUAUUUUCAAAACGGGGGAAACUUAUUAUUCUCUCUUCUUUCCUCUGAUGCUGAACGGACAGUGGCACUUGGCUGUGGCACGCGGAGAAAGGGGAAAGAGAACUGUGUAGCGUCGAGGGGAGCUGUCCGGUGCUGAAACCACGAGACCGGCUCAGGUUAGGCGGAGAACUGGGGAGCUGUCUGCGUGCUGAAGACUAACGGUUUGGAGCCAGAAGAAAACAGUCGUCUUUCUUUUUCAAGCAACGGAAUUCAACAAAUUAACAGUAAACAAGAAAAGGGGGACUUUUUUUUACUACGCUUCUCAUCAUUAAUGUAAUCAGGACAAUAGCCUAUUUAUUUAUUUAUUUAUUUUUGACCUUUCAGAGCUCCACGGGUCUUCCAGUGGCGAGGACAACAGAUUAUUUUGCCCUCAGGUCCAAAACAAAAACAAACGGCAGUCUGUAUUUGACACACCUGAGCAAAAGAAAAUAUUAGGUAUACUAAAAAAAGGCACAUGUGGAGCGCUUGGUUUGUUUAAUCUUUAAAAGCCAUGUCCCCUCUCCACUUUCGAGGCCGUUUGAUUGGAGGGAGCAAAUUCACCUUUAGUAGCUGAAACCAGGGAGUAUAUUAGAGUUACAAUCAGGCGAUUAAGUUUGAAGUGGGUUGAAAGACAAAGGGAGGGUGUGUGUUUAUUGUAUCAGUAUAGAAGCAACGACUGUCCCAUCAUGCCUCGCUCUUUCUUGGUGAAGAAAGUGAAACUGGACGAUUUUUCGGCUGCAGCGCUGGAGAGCUCAUAUGGCCACAGCAGAAGAGAACAACUCAGUCUGCGAUUCCAUCAUCAUGACAAAGGAUACGUCAGCGAUUUUCUGAGUCCAUCUCCUUAUGAUGAUGUGGUGGGAAGUGACUCAUCUGUCAUCUCUAAAGUACCCUCCCCUGACCAUCCAUCAAUCAUCUAUGGCAGCAUCGACGACAACUAUUCUGGUAUCCAUGGUGAUAUCCACGGUGAUUCAGACCAGCCGGACAGCCCGCGUUCUGAGGUGUCAUCAUCAGCUGGUGGAUACAUCAACGGGGACGCAGCUGUAAGCGAGGGAUACACAGUGGAUGCAUUUUUCAUCAUGGACGGACGUUCACGGAGAAAAGCCACGGGAAUUCCCAAAGGAACCACCCAGAGACACACCUGCAGCGAGUGCGGCAAAACCUAUGCCACGUCCUCCAACCUGAGCAGGCACAAGCAGACGCACAGGAGCAUAGACAGCAAAAUGGCCAAGAAGUGCCCCACAUGUGGGAAAGUCUACGUUUCCAUGCCUGCGAUGGCCAUGCACCUGCUGACACACGACCUCAAGCACAAGUGCGACGUGUGCGGCAAAGCGUUCAGCCGGCCAUGGCUGCUGCAAGGCCACAUGCGCUCGCACACGGGCGAGAAGCCUUUCGGGUGUGCGCACUGUGGUAAAGCGUUUGCCGACCGGUCGAACCUGCGCGCCCACAUGCAGACACACUCAGCCUUCAAGCACUACAAGUGUAAACGGUGUGACAAGACAUUUGCACUCAAGAGUUAUCUGAACAAGCACUAUGAAUCGGCAUGCUUCAAGGGGGCAUUCUCACCUAUGAGCUCACUGGGGGAAUGACGGAUGCAAAAAGUUUUUUUUGUUUAUUUAAAUCAGAUUUUACUGGCCUCACUCCCAACUCUUCCCGCUUUCCCCAACAAGACCAGUAUACCUGAGCACUACAAGAAAGGAGUGUUUUCUCUGCUAGGAUCAUGAGGCAAAUGACAAAAAGAGAUUGAGGGCAUGUCCAUUUAUAUCAAUACCCUCCAUUCCCUCUAUGCUCGAUUUAGAUUGUCACCUGCUUCGAUAAGACAUGUCCCCUCUGAAGCUGUUUUGAGUAUCUGUGAAGAUAAAUAAAGCACAGCAUAUCUAGCUCAUCACUUUUGAAGAUACCUAGAUCUAUUUAUGCCUGUAUCUAUCCUCGCCAUCGGGUUUUUUUUUUUUAACCCAUAACAAAACGACACUGAAGCACAAUUGUCUUCCUGUGACAGGGAUAUCACAGGAGUGUAAAGCAUGAAUCACAUCUUAAGUUUUCUUGCGAAGAGGUUCAAUGAACGUUCAUAUUCAAUCCUUUUUUUAAACAAACAUUCAUAGGGAUACAUCUGGUAUCCUGCUUUUGGUGAAACUGACCUUGGACUGGACGUAUGAGGAGAGUCAAAACAUAGAAAGCACACAGCAUUUGUUCCCUGCAAGUAAACAAAAUGCUUCCUCUACACUAGUCACAUGCUUUGCCUACUGUAUACUGUGUCUAUCAUCACUACUGACACAUCCACACUGAAAUGUGGAACUGUGAAGUAACAGAUCUGUGAAGAAAUAUAAUGUACAAACCUGCCAUAACAUGGUAGAUACAGCACACAAAGUACACCUUUGUAGUGGGGAAAUAAUAUUUUUUUUCUGCCUUUUCUUUAAACCAAUGUCUUAACUUGACAGAGACGUGGAAGCUGUAUUCUUUUUUUAUAUAUAUAAUUAGUUUUGGCAUUUGGGCUUUACUUGACAGUAAACAGUGGAAAUUUAGUAGGAAUUAGGCAGACAAACUGGACUUCCCACUGAGCCAUCAGGGUAUUCCCAUAAGAAACAGUGUUUUCCUACAACCUAAAUCUGAUGUUAUUUAUUUAUACUUGUCAAUGUCAGACGAGGAUCCAGACAUUAAAAAUGUUGUGAUUUUCUUCAAAAGGUCAAACCUUUCUCAAGUGUUGUAAAAUAGUGUUUGUUGUCAGUGGGCCACACAGUAUUCAGCUUUGAUGUUUACGUCUUUUUAAGCUCUAUUUAUUGCAUAAUUUAUUUAUUUAUUCUUAUGUUUUUGUAGAUGUUUUGAUUUUGCACUUUACUUUGUUAAAUUAAUUUGUUACAUUUUGCCUUUGUUACAAAUAUGCCAAAGCAUUUGACACUUUCUGAUUACUGAAUACCUUUUUACUUUAGUCUGCCACUUUAAUUAUAAAAAAACUACUGCAUGCAAAAAAUAACAAUAGCCUAAUAAUGGAAUCUAUGCCAAUUUUAUCAAUCUUUGGGGUAUUUUGCCAAACCUCUUAGAUAACAAGCAAAUUAAGCAAAUUUCUGUCUUGGGCAAUAUUUCAUUCAUAUCCGAUAGAGCAAUAAUGCAUGACAUUUUUAAAGAGACGUGAGUCAUAACUGCUUGUAAUAUCUUGAUUUUUUUCAAGUACCACUAUUCUACGUAGUCAUGAGAAAUGAUAAUUUCAGGGAAAGCAAACCAAGUUAGUGUUAAAUAUGGAGGGUUGGGUUAAGAGCUCUGCAUUUUGAGGGAUUGUGACACUGUUGUGGUUGUUUCAGACUUUCUCCAGUGACUUUUGUGAUUGUUCAGUGUUUGAACAGAUCAAAUUAUCAAGAGUAGAGUAAGUUUUCCAAUUUUCCAACCUCUGCUGAUUUAGUAUGUUAUAUUAUCCAAAAGAAUUGCCUCCUAGUUAUAAUUAUAUCUUGGCAUCAUUAGCUUGUUGACAAAUAAGCAUUUGGAGCUGUUUCUUCCAGGGAUUCACACAGGCGGCACAACUCCUUUAGGUGGAGGGCUCUGGGUUGGGUCGGGAAGGGUCUUUUUGUACAUGGUUUAUGCACUGCCUGCCUCGUAUUAUUAUUCUAAAAUAUUGUAGAACGUAGAAGGUAUAGGCCUCUGGUGCUGAAACAUGAAUGAAAACAGAAACCCAAAACAACAACGAUGAAGAGUUUUUGGUACUUUUUAUGUUCCUGGUUUGGAUUGUUGAAAAGGUGAAACAUAACUUUACAACAGCUUUGGUGCUGAAUGUGGGGAUCUUUGACCCUCAGUAGUCCUUCAGCAGGCCCCUGGAGUGAUGAGGAAGAAAUGUCCUCCUAUGAGUUGGUCAAAAUCAGCUGACUCCUCAGUUUGAAUUAUAUCAAAAAUGUUGCUUUGUUUUGCUCUUUGGCUUAACUUAAGACAGUCAUUCACAAACUCCAUGUGAGGACUCAAACAAUACUUAUUUAACCAACUGCACAAUUUCAGGUUGUUUUUCUCUCUGGCUGUUGUAAGGGUGUUGUGCCGAUCCCUAAUGCAAUUAUAAGGAUUGUUGUGAAAGAAAAGAAGACAUUGAGUCAAUAUUUCAGCACCAGAGUGCAUCGACAAACACUUAGAUUCUACUAUGAACUACUGUAGCCUACUAUAGCCACAAGCUAGUUUACCUAUUCUUAUAUUAAAGCACUUCCUCUUACGAAUGAUAUCUUACAACUUUUUGUUCAAAGAUAGUAGCACAAUGAAAGAGUUUAGAUUCAGGUAGACAAUGCCUUGUAUGUAGAAAUAACAACCUCUUUCUCCUUUUUUUACUAUGAUGAAUCAAAAGGUAAAAACAACAGUGUUAUCCUUAAAUGACACAUGAAAAUAUGCUUUAAAAUGACACAUGGUAUAAAUCUACACCAUUAUUACAUGUUGUGUCAUUUUUCAACAUAUUUGUGUGAGAGCAUCUACACCACACCUUUUUUAAGAAUGAAUGAAAACUUGACUAUUUUGUGGCAAGAGGCCUUGUAAAUAAGCACUGGUGUGACUUUGGAGUCCAAUAAUUUCUACAGAUAUGUAUAGAGUGACAGUGAUGAUGAUGAUUAUAAUGAUGAUGGUGAUGAAUUUUUCUGGAGCUUCCUGCUUUGUUUUGAGUUCUUCCUCUGAGGUUGUUUUUGGGACCUCCUUUGGCGGUUUCAAACAAUGUAAAGCACAAAGACACUGGGCAUUUUGUU